CGAGCCGCGACCUUCGCCACAGUGGAAUAGAUAUUCACGGCAGACAUAUCACCCUUAAUCUCACCCUACAAUCAUGGCGAAGAAGAAGAAAUUCCAAGAAGACGACGAGGAGCAGUUUCAUGUCGAGGUUAUCACGAAGGCCAAGGUGAACAGCGCCGGCGACUGGGAUUACUAUGUCAGGUGGGCGGGGUACGGUCCCGAAGCCGACAGCUGGGAACCUUCUGAAAACGUCGAAGGCUGCGAUCGGCUCCUUAAGAGCUUCUGGAAGCACGUUGGCACAGAUGACAAUGACUACGAGGAAGGGUGCGUCUUCGAAGCUGAACCAGAAUGGAUAGAGAAGGAGAAGGAGUUCUUUCAUGCGCAUUUCGGUGAGCCGGAGGAAGUCAUCCGCAAGAAAAAGAAACGACAAGGGUCUGGGACUCAGAAGUCAGUGAUUGGCAAGGCGAUUAUGAGAAAGAAUGCUAAAGGAAAGACUACUCUGAAGAAACCGACAAUAGAGAACUCUGAAUCAUCGGAUUCUGAGGAUGAUGUACCUGUCACUUCGAAAGCUAGUUCCUCCAAGCGAGGUCGACAGUAUCAAUCAGAUUCAGCUUCAAGCUCGGAAGACUCAGAUAAGCCUUUGCGUAAGGCUCCACGAAAGUUUAGCGUCUCUAAACCUAAGGCAACCAAACAGGACAGUAUAAGUGCGACGAAACCUAGCAAGGGGAAAGAACCUGCAAGACCGCGGCCCAGUACGCCGGAGCAUGAUCCGUUAUUCUCGGAACCAUCUUCACCAGCAAUGACCGUGGAAAAGAAGCUCUCAGAGCCUACACCAACUGCCCCCACCAGCGCGGCCAACAACGUUCCUCUCCCGCCGAAAUCGGCAGCUCCUAACCACAAGAAUCGAGAGCCGAAAGUAAAACUCAUGACGCUCCCGAUGGGAAGCGACGCUGCGAACUUCACGGAGACGAAGAGACGUCUGGCUGAACGAACGGGUACUGUUGCAAAGUCGGCUUCUGCGCCCGGGCCUACUCCGCAACCGCCGGCAGGUCAGGCAAACACGAAGAAAGACCCUCUCAAGAAUCUCAGUUUUAAAAAGAACAAAUCUGUGUCGGGUUCCAUUCAGCGGACGUCGCCCACAUCACCCGUUGUAUCACAAGCAGGGCCGUCGCAAGACCCGAGAAGGCCCGCCGCGACUGGAUGGUUCCCAUCGGGACCCCAAGAGCCGCAAACUGUGGAAUCACCUGUGGCCGAGGUUGGCGGAGGGUGGGGUCGCGAACAGUCCCCUGCUCCUACUGGUGGAUGGGGCGCUGGUGCGGGAUGGGGUCGUGGUCAAUCGCCUGUUACGGGAGGCUGGGGAAACACUGUCGGUUCGGGCUCUGCUGAUUGGACUGCGCCUCAGCAAAACUCCAAUGCAGCGAAUUCCGUGCCUGUGGACCGCCCUCCCGAUCCCCGGAAAGCAGCCAUGGCGCGUCGGCAGCCAUCACCCCAAGAGCAGCAGAAGAAGGCAGCGGAAAACUUCUUGGCCUCUAUUAUGCCUGAGCAACUGGCUGCUCCGAUGCCUGAACCGACUGGCAAUGAAAUGGACGUGGACGCUCCUGCAGCCCCACCCCCGGUUACGAAAAAACCCGACUUACCUCAGACCCGCAUACCAAAAAAAUGGCAAUGGGGAGGCGAGCUGUACAUGGAGACGGCCCGGAAUCGAGCUAUACCGGCAGCUAGACUAUGCAACAUCUCUCUCUCAGAACCCACUGAGCCUCGACCAGGUGGCAUACGACUAAAUCUUUGUUGCACAGCGGAAAUUUCGACACUACGGCUCGAAAAGCUCCACGAUAUCACGGAUGUGUACUUGCUGCUGCGUGCAUGUGCACCUAUCCAGCAGCACUGCAAGGUGUCGCAUAGGGCAAUCGAAGACGAGGCAACCUUCAAUGCCUUCGCUACGUACUUGAGUCGGCGCCGUCAGUUCACAUACGCCCGUGUACACAUGGACAACAAUCAGGUUGGCGUACUGCUCCUCGUCCCGACUGCGUCGCACAACAUCUGCAAAGCACUCAAAGUGCCCGAGCAACUUCGCCAGCAUGCACUAAUUGCUGUCCUUAUCCCGUGGAAGCUCACCGUUGAACAGUAUCAGAAGUACGAGUGGCAGGCAGCUCAUGGGCGGCUCAACUUAGAUGACGGCCAUAUCUCGCUCGAGUUGGGUAGCAAGAUCUCGGACCUCAGCAAGAAGCUCACCGCCAACCCUCAGCUGGCGCAAGGUCUACGUUUACACCAUUUCAACGCAGCAGACUACGACUUCUUCACACGCGGAGUCCGGAAAUACUGCAUCUGGCACUACCCAUCAGAUGGCAGCCCAACGGACCUUGGGUUUGAGACGAGGCUUCUGGUGGCUAUUUUGGAUGAGUGGAACGCAGAGAGGGCGGGGUAUAAAGAGGACACCAGAGUUGUCUUUGUCCAUGUUGGGUCGCUACAUGAGCUGCAUAAGCUUCAGGCGCUGGCCCUUCGGCGAUACAAGCGGCCUGAGCUGCGAUUCUAUUCAUAUGGAACACAUGCGUCUGUCCCGCCGGGUCGCUGGGGCGUAAGGGAGAUAUACCCUGUUGGUGGCGUAGCUACAUUCUCUGCGAAAGCUAUUCUUCAAGACCCUUUCAAGGUCUACGAGCUCAUUGAGCAGUUCGAUGAACACCCGCUCUGGACCUGCUAUAUACAUCCCUCUGUCAUCGCUGCGGUUGCAAAGAUUAGUUACCCUGGCAGCGAUGUUAUAUCACUGCUUAGGCAGAACGACUUUUUUUACAGGCCGUUGCUGGACCUCAUCACAGAUGGCAAGAUAUCUCUUCUGGAAGCACCACCUCAAUCCCGCCAGCCGCGGACAGCUAAGGAUGACAUUUCAGUCAUGGUCGAUCCUGGGCUGCAGUGGGCCGAAUGGAUGCUCAACCUUUGUGAUCUGGACGCCACGGGUAUUAUGGAGGAAAGCCUGCGACUAUUCAAUGAGAAGCAUCCGAAGUUGCUCGACAAGGACUUGGUUUCUGUUAUUGACCAAGAGCUCAUCCAGGACAUAUUAUGGAUGCAGCUUGAGCCUGUCAUGAUGGACAACUACCGCAGGUUCGUGAUGUUUACCGAGACGCGCAAUGAACUGCCCCAAGAGAACGGGAUCGAGUUCGUGUCUAUCGCUGAGGACUUUAACUUCAGAGAUGAAUACUUCGGCAAGCCGUAGUUCGCGAGAUUUCGUAUUAUGCAGUUACCCUGUUUUUACUCUGCUUGCAUAACGUCAUACGGAAUAUAUGUCCCAUACUGUAAUUACUCGCGUUCGCAUGUGAUUGUACGCC
Molecule: messenger RNA, 3299 nt
Organism: Phanerochaete carnosa HHB-10118-sp
Lineage: Eukaryota; Fungi; Basidiomycota; Agaricomycetes; Polyporales; Phanerochaetaceae
Exons: 19
Coding region: 74-3187 (1037 amino acids)
Source: RefSeq, a predicted model, not a curated record